AUGUCUUGGAACGCAUACACCGACAGCCUUCUCUCCACCGGCAAAAUCGACAAGGCCGCCAUCUACUCCGUGGCGGGCGACUCGCUCUGGGCGCAGUCGGGGGGAUUCCAGAUCGCCCCCCAGGAAAUCACCAACAUUGCCGGUGGGUACGCGGAUGCUUCUCAAUUGCAGGCCCACGGCUUGCGUGUGGAAGGAGAAAAGUACUUCUUGUUGAAGUCCGAUGAGCGCUCCAUCUACGGCAAGCAGGAAGACCGGGGGAUCAUUGCUGUGAAGACCAAGCAGGCAAUUCUCCUUGCCCACUACCCUUCUGGGGUGCAGGCCCAAGAGGCCACAGCCGUGGUGGAGAAGUUGGCCGACUACUUGAUCUCACUGGGCUACUAG
Messenger RNA from Metschnikowia bicuspidata var. bicuspidata NRRL YB-4993, 381 nucleotides. RefSeq names its product profilin (gene PFY1). The record is from RefSeq and is a predicted model, not a curated record. Gene Ontology annotation, cellular component: cell cortex. The transcript has a single exon. Bases 1 to 381 code for a protein of 126 amino acids. Gene Ontology annotation, molecular function: actin monomer binding. NCBI's taxonomy places the organism in Eukaryota, Fungi, Ascomycota, Pichiomycetes, Serinales, Metschnikowiaceae.